This is a messenger RNA of Ziziphus jujuba (common jujube), 2062 nucleotides long. RefSeq names its product wee1-like protein kinase. Gene Ontology annotation, molecular function: protein kinase activity; ATP binding. The record is from RefSeq and is a predicted model, not a curated record. Gene Ontology annotation, biological process: protein phosphorylation. NCBI's taxonomy places the organism in Eukaryota, Viridiplantae, Streptophyta, Magnoliopsida, Rosales, Rhamnaceae. The transcript has 10 exons. The coding region runs from base 362 to 1795 and encodes 477 amino acids.
AAACCAAGCCAAUAUAAGUUGUCAAAUCAUCAUCAGCAGCAUACUACAUGUCUCGCCAACGCUUCUGAACGGCAAAGAUUUCACAAUCAAGAGUGGUAUGUCAUAGAUCUUGGUCCAUCCAAUUCCUGUCCGUCCAAGAAAAAAACCGCCAAAUUUUGAAUUUCAUUCUGCUCCCAAGGAAUACCAAAAGUUCAAUUUAAUUUAAUUUAAUUUUUUGGUUUGUAAAAAAUCAGCAAUAAUUUAUCAGAUAGAUAGAUAGAGAGAGAGAGAGAGAGAGAGAGAGAGAGAGAGAGAGAGAGAGGGCUGAAGCUGAUCGUGGUGGUGGUGGUGGAUGAGAAGGAGGAACUAGAAGAGGAGGAAAAUGAAGGGGACGCUGGAGAUGCACUUGCAGGUACAGCUAGGGCAAAACCUUCAAUCAUCCUCUAAUCCUAUUCCUCCCUCUCGCUGCUGCAAGAACCUUCUAGAGGAAUCCGACGCUGCAGAUAUCCACUUGCCCUCCUCGUCGCCUCGAACUGCCGACAUUGAUAUCGCUUUGGAUGACAGAGAUUUCAUUCUCAGCCAAGAUUUCUUCUGCACUCCGGAUUACAUUACCCCUGAUAAUCAACAUGUGCUGAAGGCUUUCGAUUGCAACGAGGAAAAUAUCCCCUGCCCAAAAUCACCAGAGAAGCUAACUACUCUGAAGAAUAAGAGAUAUCGACAAGGUAAGCAAGGUGAUUGCUCAUUGCAUCCUCUCAGCCCCACCUUAUCUAGCAUUCAACCAACAGUUGAACUAGGAAAAGAUACUUCUGGUAUAGAUGAAGGAAAGAUGGAGAAAGCUGCCACGGCCGGAUCACGGAGGAAUCAAAGCUAUGUUUCUCAAUCUGCAAUUGCUUUACGCUGUCGAGUUAUGCCCCCUCCCUGCAUUAAGAAUCCCUACAUAAAGGAUGCCUCUGAAGUGGAAAGUGAUCCUUUGGGCAACCAAAGAUCAAAAUGUGCAGGUUUCUUUUCUGUAAUUACUGGUGGAGAUGGCCUUUCGCGCUAUCACACUGAUUUCCAUGAGAUUGAGCAAAUUGGUAGUGGAAACUUCAGUCGUGUUUUUAAAGUCUUAAAGAGGAUUGAUGGUUGCUUGUAUGCUGUAAAGCAUAGUAUUAAAAAACUAUAUCAAGAUGCAGAAAGGAGGAGAGCUUUGAUGGAAGUCCAAUCCUUAGCAGCUUUAGGAUCCCAUGAAAACAUUGUUGGAUACUACUCUUCUUGGUUUGAGAGUGAACAUCUAUACAUUCAGUUGGAGCUCUGUGAUUACAGCUUAUCCAUCAAUGAAUCUACUCAAUUUUUUACAGAGGGAGAAGUUUUGGAAGCCUUGUAUCAGAUUGCAAAGGCGUUGCAGUUUGUACAUGAGAAAGGAAUAGCCCACUUGGAUGUAAAACCUGAUAAUAUAUAUGUAAAGAAUGGAGUUUAUAAGCUCGGAGAUUUUGGAUGUGCUACUCUACUUGAUAGGAGCCUACCGAUUGAAGAGGGUGAUGCGCGUUAUAUGCCUCAAGAAAUCCUAAAUGAGAAAUAUGAUCAUCUUGACAAAGUUGAUAUUUUCUCAUUGGGAGUUGCUAUUUAUGAACUCAUAAGAGGGUCACCUUUGCCAGAAUCAGGACCUCAAUGUUUAAAUCUUAAGGAGGGAAGAUUGCCACUCCUUCCUAGUCAUUCAUUGCAAUUUCAAAAUCUACUCAAGGUCAUGGUGGACCCAGAUCCGGUCCGGCGUCCAUCGGCUAAAGAAUUGGUGGAAAACCCAAUUUUUGACCAGGUUCGAAGAAGAACAAGAACCUAAGAGAAAUCAAGAUCCAAGAUGGCCUUUCGGAUGAUUCUGGAAUUUUGUACAUGGAGCCACUUAUGAUCCAGCUGGCCCUACCAGAACGAAGGUAGUAGAUGCUUUAGCGAUUGGCCAUUUACUAGGAAUAUUUAUUUUGUAAUAUAUGCACCAAAUUUUCAACCAGCAUGGUGCAGGUUUUGUAAAGUGUGGGGAAAUCUCUAGAGUGCUGUAUCGUGGACUCAAGGUGUGUAUCGUUAAUAGAAAAGCCAAAUUUCCUUGUUGCCA